Molecule: messenger RNA, 2252 nt
Organism: Drosophila serrata
Lineage: Eukaryota; Metazoa; Arthropoda; Insecta; Diptera; Drosophilidae
Gene: Wnt4
Product: Wnt oncogene analog 4
Biological process (GO): canonical Wnt signaling pathway; cell fate commitment; neuron differentiation
Cellular component (GO): extracellular region
Molecular function (GO): cytokine activity; frizzled binding
Source: RefSeq, a predicted model, not a curated record
GAAAACACAUCUCUAAAACGCACGUCUCUAAAGCAAAUAAAUCAUCUUUGGCCGUUGAAAUAACACAAGAGAAAAACGUUUGAAGUGCCAAUGUGAAUUUUAAUCAAUCCAAUCCACUAACAAGCUAGAACAACAAAAAAUGUAGAGUACCAGAAGAAGCAAAGUGGAAAUCAAACGAAAAGUAUUAAGCAGUCCAAAAUAAGUUACACAAAACAAAACAAAACAAAAUUCAUGCAACUAUCAAAAUACAUAAUCUCAAACAAAUAUAAAAACAAAAACCAGCAUAGAAUAGAAUUUUAAACAAUUUUUAUACGGCAACUUAACAAUUUUCUAUUAACCGAAACAAUUUUGACAAGCAUACACAAAUCGUAUAAUUAAUUUUCUAACUUUAAAGAAAUAAAUAUUGUAGGCGGUAGAACUCUAGCAUAUAGUAAUUUAUUAACUAAACAAGUACUUACUUACCACCAAGCAUCCACAAUAUAUCACGCCAAAAAGUAGACUAUAGAAAACGCAUUUAGAAAAAUCGAAUUCAACAGAAGCGUCAAGAACAUCUAUUCAACACCGGAAAUUAAAUUCAGUGAAAAUGCCAUCGACAUUGAGAGUAUUUGUGCUAAUGUUCCUCAUCCACCUGAGUGUCGGCCAGGUGCGGAAUGAGGAUCAGCUGCUGAUGGUUGGCCAAAAUGGUGACCUGGACAGCAGCAGCAAUCCUGUGAUGCACCACCAGCAGCAUCAGCAACAUCAACUGCACCAGAGCAGUCACAAUCUGAACAAUGGAAAUAUGAACAGCACCAUAUUGAACACUCUGAUGGGAGGUAGUGGUGCUGGUCAGGUGGUGAACAGCUCACCUGGUGGCGGAUCCAUGAUCAAUCAAUUGGGCGGCAGUACAUCAAGUGCUCCCUCGGUCAUCGGCGGUGGAGUGGCAUCGGUGGGCAGUCCCUGGCAUUCGGGAGUUGGACUCGGUGGCGGUGGAGUUCCUGGCAACGGAAUGGGCUUACCUUCGUCCCACAAUCAUGGCGGAAAUCUGGGCUCACAUCCCCAUGGACACGCACUGGCCGGCCUGGCAAACCUGGGCAUUAUAGUGCCCGGCGGCAAGGGAUUACCUGGAAAUCUUGGAUACGGCGGAACCAUGCUCAGCGGAGGCGGACUAGUCGGAGUCGGAGCUGCAGGCAUGGGAAUGGGACUACCGUCCAGCACCAGCAACAUGGAUAUGCAGCAGGGCCAUUACAACGAACACUUCAUCUCGGAGCACACAGUGAUGGCGGUAUUCACAUCCCAGGGUCAGGUGGGUGGACCCUGCAGGUAUAUGCCCGCCACUCGGCGACAGAAUCAUCAAUGCCGCAAGGAGACAGGAUUACCGGGAACCUUGAGUGAGGCCCGACGCCUGGCCACCAGUCACUGUGAGGAGCAGUUCCGCUACGAUCGCUGGAAUUGCUCGAUUGAGACGCGUGGCAAGCGGAAUAUCUUCAAGAAGCUGUACAAGGAGACGGCCUUUGUGCAUGCACUCACAGCUGCUGCCAUGACACACUCAAUAGCCAGGGCCUGUGCCGAGGGCAGGAUGACCAAAUGCAGUUGUGGCCAGAAACAUAAUCGGGAGGCGCAGGAUUUCCAGUGGGGAGGAUGCAAUGAUAAUCUGAAGCAUGGCAAGAGGGUGACACGAAGUUUUCUGGACUUACGCGGCGGCGAUGGGGACGAGGUCAGCGAGAUAUUGCGACAUGACUCUGAGGUCGGCAUUGAGGCCGUCUCCUCGCUGAUGAUGGACAAGUGCAAAUGCCAUGGCGUCUCUGGCUCCUGUUCGAUGAAAACCUGCUGGAAGAAAAUGGCAGACUUCAAUGCCACGGCCACGCUUUUAAGGAAAAAGUACAAUGAGGCCAUUCGCAAGGCGCCCAAUCAGCGUUCCAUGCGACAGGCCUCAUCGAGUCGCAUGAAAAAGCCAAAGCAGCGACGCAAGAAACCACAACAAUCACAAUAUACGACACUGUACUAUCUGGAGACCUCGCCCUCCUACUGCGGGGUCACCAAGGAUCGCCAAUGCCUGCAUCCGGACAAUUGUGGGACCCUGUGCUGUGGGCGUGGCUACACCACCAAGGAGUUCAAGCAUGUGGAAAAGUGUCGAUGUCGUUUUAACAAUGGAAGAUGCUGUCAGCUGAUCUGCGACUAUUGUCAGCGUUAUGAGGAUAAAUACUUUUGUAAAUAGACGGAGAGACGUCUUUCAUUUCUCUUCCUUCACUUCUCAAAGUCUCUGAAGCUGUCAC